Molecule: messenger RNA, 2477 nt
Organism: Planococcus citri (citrus mealybug)
Lineage: Eukaryota; Metazoa; Arthropoda; Insecta; Hemiptera; Pseudococcidae
Gene: Tsr1
Product: Tsr1 ribosome assembly factor
Exons: 12
Coding region: 142-2454 (770 amino acids)
Biological process (GO): ribosome biogenesis; maturation of SSU-rRNA from tricistronic rRNA transcript (SSU-rRNA, 5.8S rRNA, LSU-rRNA); endonucleolytic cleavage of tricistronic rRNA transcript (SSU-rRNA, 5.8S rRNA, LSU-rRNA)
Cellular component (GO): preribosome, small subunit precursor; nucleus
Molecular function (GO): GTPase activity; GTP binding; U3 snoRNA binding
Source: RefSeq, a predicted model, not a curated record
CUGAUAACAGUUCUCGUGGAACUCGUGUUUUUACUUCUUCAAGUUCUUCAAUGUUUUUCGUUUCAUUUUGUUAAAUUAUUAAUGAUUAUUAUUAAUAAUUAAAAUGUUUGCAUAAAAUUGAUGAAAUUCUGAUUCAUUACAAUGACUCAAAGAGGAGAAUCCGAGCAACAACGACAUCGCCCCGGCGUAUUUAAACAACAGAAUAAAUCUCACAAAACAGGUCGUCAUCGAAGCAAAGGAUCCUUGGACACGGCCAACAAAGGCAAAGUUGAAAAAGUAAGCGUAAAAAGGAUAAAUCGUGAGAUAAGCGGCGAAGCUCGCAGAAACCGGGCAGCGCAGCUACGUAAAAAUAAACGGGAAGAAUUCCUUAAACAAAUACGUACGCAGAAUGACCCUCCAUUCGUCAUAGCUUUAGUUUCGUUGAGCAAUAAUAUUUCGUAUUUUGAUACGUUGGAUAAAUUGAAGAAUUCUGAUCCUGAAGCUAAUAUCACGUACACCGAAAAUGGAUACACUGUCAUCAGAAUUCCUCGAUUUAAACAACGCUUCAUGUUCGUUCCUGGCGAUAUGAAUAGAGUUUACCACACUUUGAAUGCUGUAAAAAUGGCCGAUACAGUAUUAUUUUUAGCAUCUGUAGAAGGUCUUGAUGAAAAUGCUGAUCACAUCAUGGCUUGUAUUAGUUCACAGGGUAUACCAAGCUCAGUUGUAUCAGUUGUCGAUUUAGAAUCGUUACCGAAAAAAAAACAUCAAGACGUCAAAGACAAAAUUUUCAAGUCCGUUUCCAGCGUGUUACCUGCUACAAAAACUAUUAGCUUGGAGUCAUUCAGUGAAAUUAUGUCAUUCUUUCGAGUAAUAAGCACAAAGCGGCCCGAACAAAUAGUUCAGCGUGAUAAACGUCCAUUUUUAUUAGCUGAAAGUGUGAAUUACAUCAAAGAAAAUGAAAAUAACGGUUUGUUGAAAAUAUCCGGAUUCUUAAGAGGCCAAACGCUCUCCGUCAACGAUUUAGUUCAUAUAACAGGUUGGCGAGACUUUAAAUUGAGUAAACUCGAAAUUGUGCGAGAUCCUCAUAAAUUCAACGAUAGAGAAUCUUCCAGCAACCCAGUUCUUCAAAUUCAACUUCCAGACGCAUUUAAACAGGAGAAUCUUCAAAGUGAAAAUAUUCCUGAUCCUAUGGACGCUGAACAAACUUGGCCUACUGAGGAAGAACUCCAGGAAGCUGAUCAAAACAACCGUAAAAAAUUGGUUAAAAAGGUACCAGAAGGGUUUUCUGAUUAUCAAGCCGCGUGGAUUCCGGAUUGUGAUGCUGAGGAACUCUCAGAUGUUAGUGAUCUCGAGGAGGAAGGAGAAAGCCAAAAUGACGAAAUGGAAUCUUCAGAUAAUGAAGAGGACAAUCGAAAACGUCAUGUCAGCUUCGGGCCGGAAUCUGUUAUUUCUGAGAUCCCUAUCGAUCCUGAUAAAUAUGACCAAAGUGUAAAUAAAGAAGAGGAAAAAAUGAUGUUGGAAAAAAUCAAAGAGGCACGUUCUGAGAAAAUGUUUCCCGACGAGGUUGAUACCCCAAUGGAUAUCCCAGCGAAAGUCAGGUUUCAAAAAUACCGUGGCUUGAAAUCCUUGAGGACUUCACCUUGGGACCCUAAAGAAAAUUUACCUCAAGACUACGCUCGUAUUUUCCAGUUCGAGAAUUUUAAACGAACUGAGAAAAAAAUUCGUAAAGAUGCGAUGGAAAAAAGUGGCAUUGCGCCGGGAACAUACGUCAGUUUAUACCUAGAAGGAGUAAUCGAAUCGGAAUUCGAAAACAUAGAUCGUGGAUUGCCCCUGAUUGUUACUGGAAUUCUACCGCAUGAACAGAAAAUGUCUGUUGUUAAUGUGAUGCUUAAACGACCUAAUGUUAUGGAAUCUGAUGAACCUAUCAAGUCCAAAGAAGAACUGGUCAUUCAGUGUGGAUACAGAAGGUUUAAAUGUCGGCCUAUUUUUAGCCAACUGGGCACCGGAACUGUACAUAAGUACGAAAGAUUUUUCCAACCUGAUGAAACGGUAAUGGCAACGUUCUAUGCGCCUAUUCAAUUCCCCCCAUGUUCUGUGCUAGCUUUCAAAGAGCACGAAGAUUCGUCUUUGGAACUUGUUGCUACCGGACGGCUAAUAUCCGCUGAUCCUGAUCGAAUCGUAGUGAAACGGACGGUUCUGAGUGGACAUCCAUUUAAAGUGAAUAAACGUUCUGCCGUUAUUCGAUUCAUGUUUUAUAACAGGGAAGAUAUCGAAUGGUUUAAACCUAUCGAAUUACGCACCAAGUAUGGUAGAAGAGGACAUAUAAAAGAACCGUUAGGUACCCACGGCCAUAUGAAAUGUAUCUUUGAUGGACCAAUAAAGUCGCAAGAUACAGUUUUACUCAAUUUAUACAAACGUGUUUUCCCUAAAUGGACUUACAAUAGUUUAAAUACUGCUCUGUAUCAUAACAAUUAAACGUUAAAAUUGUUUUUUGAUUA